AUGGCGCACACACCGUCGCAGGUUUUACUUCCGCCACCUCUGACCACGGCCCGCAAGCCACGCACCUCCGCGACAAGUCACGUCCAACAGUCCGCCGCCGGCCACGCGAGCUCGCCGGCACCCCAGCCGUCCCCGGCGAAAACCUCCGCUUCCUUCCGGUCCCCAGGAUGCUCUUCGCGCGGCGCGCGGACCACCACUUCCGCUCGGCCCCGCAGGCCGAGGGGGCGGGGCGGAGCGGGGAGAUGGGCGGGGAGUUCCUUCCCAGCCGCUGUAAAAUCUUUCCGGCUAGAAACAAAUUGCGACAAUUCCGUUCCGCGGCGAGACUCUCGCGAGCCUGCGCGUGGCGAAGGGCGAGAACUGCGGUGCUGCAGCGCGGCGCGUUCGCCGGGGUCAGUAGAGGGCGCCGCACGCCCGUGCUCUGACGGCCCCGCGGGCCGCGCCGUCACUGGAUCCCGAGAGGGGCGGGAGCGUCCUGCGCGGGGUUGGUUUUCUCUCCUCAUCAGUGUGGAAGUUAACGUUCGUGCUCUGCUGCGUGCCCCACGUUGUGCGCCAGGUGUUGCAAUCCACCGCAUGCUAACCUGCAAGGCAGUAACGGAGACGGGACCAUGGAAUUGAAGUUUAGGGCUCCAGGGGACCUGUAGCCUUCGGCCAGCUUCACAUUUACAAAGUGUUUUUGCUUUUGUCUUCUGACAGCAGCUCUUUCCUCAAGUGCCAAUAAAAUCUUCUCAUGA
Dipodomys ordii (Ord's kangaroo rat) is the source of this 731-nucleotide messenger RNA. RefSeq lists its product as uncharacterized. The transcript is spliced from 2 exons. Bases 1 to 615 code for a protein of 204 amino acids. NCBI's taxonomy places the organism in Eukaryota, Metazoa, Chordata, Mammalia, Rodentia, Heteromyidae. The record is from RefSeq and is a predicted model, not a curated record.